Ochotona curzoniae (black-lipped pika) is the source of this 4396-nucleotide messenger RNA. It is a transcript of the gene UACA, whose product is annotated as uveal autoantigen with coiled-coil domains and ankyrin repeats. The record is from RefSeq and is a predicted model, not a curated record. Bases 64 to 4272 code for a protein of 1402 amino acids. The transcript has 19 exons. Gene Ontology annotation, molecular function: actin binding. NCBI's taxonomy places the organism in Eukaryota, Metazoa, Chordata, Mammalia, Lagomorpha, Ochotonidae.
CAAAGAUUUGUUAACUCCGCAGGGUAGUUUGUUGUCAGCAACAAGAGCGAAAUCCUGUCUAGGAUGAACUGUUGGCUUUCUUGUGCUCCUGACAACAGGCAUACAGCUGACUGGAAUAAAUACGACGACCGAUUGAUGAAGGCAGCAGAGAGAGGGGAUGUAGAAAAAGUAUCUGCGAUCCUUGCAAGAAAGGGGGUCAAUCCUGCGAAACUGGAUGUGGAGGGCCGAUCUGCCUUCCAUGUUGUGGCCUCAAAGGGGAAUCUCGAGUGCUUGAAUGCCAUCCUGAUACAUGGAAUUGAUAUCACGACCAGUGACACUGCAGGGAGAAAUGCCCUUCACCUGGCUGCUAAGUAUGGCCAUGUGUUAUGCCUGCAGAAGCUCCUCCAGUACAAUUGUCCCACUGAACACGUUGACCUGCAGGGAAGAACUGCGCUUCAUGAUGCAGCCAUGGCAGACUGUCCUUCCAGCAUACAGCUGCUUUGCGACCACGGGGCCUCUGUGAAUGCCAAAGACAUAGAUGGGCGGACCCCACUUGUCCUGGCUACUCAGAUGUGUAGACCAGCUAUAUGUCAACUGCUGAUAGACAGAGGAGCAAAUGUUAACUCCAGAGACAAACAGAACAGAACUGCUCUCAUGCUAGGCUGUGAGUAUGGUUGCAAAGAUGCAGUGGACAUCUUGAUUAAAAAUGGAGCUGACAUCAGCUUGCUGGAUGCCCUGGGCCAUGACAGUGCAUACUAUGCAAGAAUUGGUGAUAAUCUGGACAUUCUGACCUUAUUGAAGACGGCAUCAGAAAAUACCCACAAAGGGAGAGAACAUUGGAAGAAGGGACCACCUGUACAACAGCGCAAUUUGACACUUAUGCAAGGUGAAGUAAAUGCAACAUCAAAUCAGAGGCAGCAUCGAAACAUCCAGGACUUGGAGAUUGAAAAUGAAGAUUUGAAAGAGAGGUUGAGAAAAAUUCAGCAAGAGCAAAGGAUACUUGUAGACAAAGUCAAUGGUUUGCAGUUACAACUGAAUGAGGAAGUGAUGGUUGCUGAUGAUCUGGAAAGUGAGAGAGAAAAGCUGAAGUCCCUCUUGGCAGCCAAAGAAAAGCAACAUGAGGAAAGCUUAAGAACUAUUGAGACUCUGAAAAAUAGAUUUAAAUAUUUUGAGAGUGAUCAUUUAGGACCAGGAAGUCACUUCAGUAAUCGAAAAGAAGAUAUACUUCUUAAACAAGGCCAAAUAUAUAUGACCGACUCACAGUGUCCUUCCUCAGGCAUGGCAGCCCACAUGCAAAGCAGAUCCAUGUUAAGACCUCUGGAGCUAUCUUCCCCCAACCAAAGCUCGUACUCGGAAAAUGAAAUUUUAAAGAAAGAAUUAGAAGCAAUGCGAACUUUUUGUGAUUCAGCAAAGCAAGACCGACUCAAGCUGCAGAAUGAGCUGGCUCACAAGGUGGCUGAGUGCAAAGCCCUGGCAUUGGAACGUGAGAGGGUCAAGGAGGACUCAGAUGAGCAGAUCAAGCAGCUGGAAGAUGCACUAAAGGACGUGCAGAAGAGGAUGUAUGAGUCAGAAGGUAAAGUUAAACAAAUGCAGACCCAUUUUCUGGCCCUGAAAGAGCACUUAACAAAUGAGGCAGCCACUGGGAGUCUCAGGCUCACCGAGGAACUGAAGGAGCAGCUGAAAGACAUGAAAGCCAAGUACGAAGGUGCCGCGGCUGAAGUAGGCACGUUAAGAAAUCAGAUCCAACAAAAUGAGAUGCUGGUGGAAGAGUGGAAGAGGGGUGAGAGCAAGCUGAUAGAAGAAAAUAAACGAUUGCAAAAGAACAUGAGUCUGUGUGAAAUGGACCGAGAGAAGAAAGGGAGGAAGGUGUUAGAGAUGGAGGGGCAGCUGAAAGAAUUAUCAGCAGAGUUGGCCCUUUCUAUUCCAAAAGAAAAAUUUGAAAGCAUGAAAAGCUUGUUAUCCAGUGAGGUGAAUGAGAAAGCAAAAAAGCUAGUGGAGACACAAAGAGACUAUGAAAAGUCAGUCAGUGAAAUCAAGCAGUUGAAGAGGGAACUCGAGGAUGUGAAGGCCAAACUUGCCCUGCGGAUCAGACCAGAGGAACACGAGCAGCUCAAGAGCAGCCUUGAGCAGAAGUCGGGAGAGCUUGGGAAGAAGCUCACCGAAUUCACAGUGAAAAACGAGACUUUACGAAAAGAAAUGGAAAAAGUCUGUGCGGAUAAUAAACGCCUCAACCAGCAAGUGCACAAUCUAACAAUGGAAAUCAAAACUCAAUAUGUCCCUUUAACAGUAAACCAAGAACUGAAAAAAUCACAUGAUGUGGAUAUCGAGGAUUUGAAUAGGAAGCUUUUAGACAUAACACAAAGAUACACAGAAAAGAAGUUGGUAGCAGAGAAAUUGCAGCUGGAAAAUGACAGUUUACGUGAGAAUGUUAGCCAUUUGGAAACUGUGUAUGUACCUCCUGAGCAACAUGAGAAAGAGCUAAUGGCUCUGAAAUCCAGUAUUGCUGAACUUCAAAAAGAGCUGUCUGAACUUCAUAAAAAAUGUGAUGAAGGUCAAGAGAAAAUACGUGCGCUUCUGUCCGAAAACGCUCACUUGAAAAAGACUCUGAGUACCCAGUAUGUGCCAACCAAGACCCAUGAAGAGAUUAAAAUGGCGCUGAAUAACACUUUAGAUAAAACUAAGAGAGAAUUGUUGGAUGUGAAGAAAAAAUUGGAACAGUCAAACCAAGAGUUUUUAAAAAAGAGAGACGAAAAUGAAGUAUUGAAGAGAAACCUGGAGAACACCCAGAACCACAUUAAGGCCGAGUACAUCCGCCUAGAAGAGCACGAGGCACAGGUGAGUGCUCUGCGAGAGAGCGUGCAGAAGGCACAGGCUGACAGGGCAGAAAUGAUGGCUGAUUACAAAAAAGGUCAGGAGGAGAUCACCACGCUGCAUGCUGAAAUUCAAGCCCAGAAAAAGGAGCUGGACACGAUACAGGAGUGCAUCAAGCUCAAAUAUGCUCCCAUCAUCAGCUUUGAAGAGUGUGAGCGCAAAUUCAAAGCCACUGAGAAAGAGCUGAAAGAGCAGUUAUCAGAGCAGGCACGGAAGUCUAGGAUCAGAGAGGAAGAGACUAGGAAAACCAAAGAGGAGAAUGACAAGUUGAAGAAGGAUAUCUUGGCUCUUGAGAAAGAUUUACAGACUAAGGGUAUUUUGAUUGAGAAUUCUCAAGAGAAGGAAAGAGCUUUCAGCCAAAAAGCUGACGAGCUAAGCAAGCAGGUCAAUGACCUGUCACAGAAAUACGCAGAGGUCAAGAAGGAGAAUGAGCAGCUGGUAGAAACCAGUGCCAAACAGACCUCUGAGAUGCUUGCAGUGCACAGUCUUCUGCAGAAACAGCACAUCCCUGUGGAACAGGUGGAGGCUCUGAAGAGCAGCCUUAACGGCACAAUAGAGCAUCUAGAGCAAGAACUGAAGAAGAAGAAGAAAUGCCUCGAGGAAGAGCAGCAGACAGUGGCCACACUGCGUCAGCUACUGGAGAACCAGAAGAACUCUUCUGUGGCCCUGACAGAGCACUUGCAGGUGAAGGGAACGUUGGAGGAGGAGGUUGGGCUCAUCCGGGCUCGUCUGAGAGAAAAGGAAGAGGAGAACCAAAGCAGAACCGAAGAAGUCUCCCAACUCCAGACCGAGGUUCAGAGGGCUCGGCAGGUGAUCAGACAGCUGGAAGCCAGAGAGGUAGUUGAUUUGUCCAAGUAUAACACAAUGAAAAGAGACUUAGAGGCUCAGAUUUCCAACUUAAAUGAACAACUGGCCAAUUUGAAUCGAAAGUAUGAGGAAGUCUGUGAGGAGAGGUUGCGUGAGAAGAUGAAGGAGCUUUCCCCAAAUGAGGAGAAGGAAUUGGUGCAUUUCAACAUUGAACAGGAACUCCAGGAUCAGAAGGAACGAUGCGAUAGGUCCCUAACAACGGUCACUGAGCUACAGAGAAGAAUACAAGAAUCUGCUAAACAGCUCGAAGCCAAAGACGACAAGAUAACUGAACUGCUGAAUGAUGUAGAAAGGCUGAAACAGGCGCUCAACGGCCUUUCCCAACUCACCUACGCGAGUGGCAGCCCCACCAAGAGGCAGAGUCAGCUCAUCGACAGUCUGCAGCACCAAGUGAAGUCACUGAGGCAACAGUUGGCCGAUGCCGACAGACAGCACCAAGAAGUCAUUGCAAUUUACCGGACACACCUUCUUAGUGCUGCGCAGGGUCACAUGGAUGAGGAUGUACAGGCGGCCUUACUUCAGAUCAUACAGAUGCGGCAGGGGCUGGUGUGCUAGCAGCCGGCUAUGAGCACUCAACAUCUGCCUUUCCCUUUGGUGCUGAAUGUUCUGGGUGCAUCUCCGCGGCCUUCCCUGCCAUGUCCAGGGCUGGAGUAGUUAAAAUAAAAUAUAUUUGUUCCAU